Molecule: messenger RNA, 1248 nt
Organism: Solanum lycopersicum (tomato)
Lineage: Eukaryota; Viridiplantae; Streptophyta; Magnoliopsida; Solanales; Solanaceae
Product: ribonucleoside-diphosphate reductase small chain
Biological process (GO): deoxyribonucleotide biosynthetic process
Molecular function (GO): oxidoreductase activity
Source: RefSeq, a predicted model, not a curated record
AAAUAUCUUCACAUUCCCCAUCAUUUUUCUCAAGCAGCCAUCUCUUCUCACUAAACCCUAGAAUUUCUUAUCCAAAACAAAAUAUGCCUCUUAUCCCAGAAGAGCCUUUGCUCGCCUCUAACCCAGAUCGAUUCUGUAUGUUCCCAAUUCAGUAUCCACAGAUUUGGGAAAUGUACAAGAAAGCCAUGGCAUCUUUCUGGACGGCAGAAGAAGUCGAUCUCUCCACCGAUACUCGUCACUGGGAAAACCUAACAUCCGGUGAAAGGCAUUUCAUCACUCAUGUUCUUGCCUUUUUUGCCGCCUCAGACGGCAUCGUUUUAGAGAACCUCGCUGGAAGGUUCAUGAAAGAUGUCCAGGUUGCCGAGGCUCGUGCUUUCUAUGGGUUCCAAAUCGCCAUUGAGAAUAUCCAUUCCGAGAUGUACAGUUUGCUGUUGGAGUCGUACAUCAAGGAUUCUGACGAAAAGAGCAAAUUGUUCCGUGCAAUUGAGACAAUCCCUUGUGUUGAAAAGAAGGCGAAAUGGGCCCUUCGUUGGAUCGAUGGGUCCGAAACUUUCGCGGAGCGUUUGGUGGCUUUUGCUUGUGUUGAAGGGAUUUUCUUCAGCGGAAGCUUCUGUUCGAUAUUUUGGUUGAAAAAACGGGGGUUAAUGCCUGGAUUAACCUUCUCAAAUGAGUUAAUUUCAAGAGACGAAGGUUUGCACUGUGAUUUUGCGUGUUUGCUUUACAGUUUGCUAAGGACGAAGCUAACUGAGGAGCGAGUCAGGGGAAUUGUUGCAGAUGCUGUGGAGAUAGAAAGGGAGUUCGUGUGUGAUGCUCUUCCUUGUGCUCUGGUGGGAAUGAAUGGAGAUUUGAUGAGUAAAUACAUAGAGUUUGUAGCUGACAGAUUGUUGGAUGCUUUGGGUUAUGACAAGAUGUACAAUGCUCAGAAUCCAUUCGAUUGGAUGGAGCUGAUUAGUUUACAAGGGAAGACUAAUUUCUUUGAGAAGAGAGUUGGGGAGUAUCAGAAAGCCUCAGUUAUGUCCAGUUUGAAUGGUAAUGGUGAUACCCAUGAAUUCAAGCUGGAUGAGGACUUUUAAAUUUAGUACUCUAGCUCCUUUUUUGUAUUUUUUGAAAUUAGUUUUAUGUUCUUCUUUUAAGGUUCCGUUAUAUAAGUACUUAAUAAUAUAUAUCAGUAGAAGUAUUGUAAUAAUUAGUUAUGAUAUUUGUUCAUUGUCCCAGUAUGAAAUGUGCUUUUACAGCACUUCCACCAAC